Molecule: messenger RNA, 1596 nt
Organism: Caenorhabditis bovis
Lineage: Eukaryota; Metazoa; Nematoda; Chromadorea; Rhabditida; Rhabditidae
Source: the annotation of a GenBank genome assembly
AUGAUCCCAUAUUUGGCGGCCAUAAUUCUCCUGAUGCCGCUCAUCGAUGCGCUCAAUGUUCUCGUAUAUUCGCCGACAUUUGCUGGCAGCCACAUGAAUUUCAUGGGAACCAUCGCUGACACACUCACCGACGCUGGACACAAUGUCACAUUCCUGGUUCCGGUCGCCGACGACACGAAAAAAACGCAAUUCGGCGUACAAUCGACAAAAUCUGUGAUACUCGUCGAGCUCGCCGACGAACUGCGAAAGAAGCAAAAUGUCGCCGACGAUUUUCUCGGCGCCGCGUGGCUCGCCGAAACGACACCCGAAUCGAUGGACGAGGGAAAUCGAUGGUUCACUGAAAUGAUGGUGAACACGUAUCGCAAUCUUCUUCAGAAUAGGGAAGCGCUUCAAACGUUGGCUUCCAUCAAAUACGAUGUAUUCAUUGCGGAGCCGAUGUCGCAAUGCGGAAUCGCAAUCGCGUGGCAUUUGGGAAUCACAAAGCAGAUAAUCGCAAGCUCGCCGGUCUUGCUCGAUUUCGUUUUGCCGCUAACCGGCGAGCCCGAAGAGCUCAGCUAUGUGCCGUCGUUCGCUUCGCAAUCCGCCGACCGAAUGAGCAUUGUCGAGAGAUACCAGAAUUUGCGAUUCUCAAUGGCGGUCACCCGUCAAAUGACGCGGCUGUUCGCGCGCGAACACCAAUUAUUCGGCGAGAUCAUCGGAGGCGAUUUGCCGCGUUGGCAGGAUUUGUUCGCGAUCGCCUCGAUCAUUUUCACCAACUCGAACGCGUUCCUCGAUUUCCCGCGACCGGUCAUCCAAAAAACGGUGCCGAUUGGCGGAAUCGCCAUGGAUUUGGACAAGAUUCGAGCCACCACGAUGUCAAAAGAAUGGGAUGAGGUGCUGAAUCGACGACCGAAGACAAUGCUCGUCUCAUUCGGAACAAUGACAAAAUCUUCGGUCAUGCCAAAUUCCUACAGACAAAAUCUAUUGAAUGUGUUCGCGUCGUUCGCAAAAGUGACGUUCAUUUGGAAAUAUGAGACCGAUGAUUUGGAAUGGGCCAACGGGGUCGAUAAUAUUCAUUUCUCGAAAUGGGUCCCGCAGCCGGCUCUUCUAGCCGAUCAUCGAUUGUCCGCAUUUUUGACGCACGGCGGUCUUGGGAGUACAAACGAACUUGCAUAUAGCGGAAAACCGGCAAUAACUGUACCGGUGCUCGGCGAUCAGAUGCGCAACUCGCUGAUGCUCGCCCGCCACGAGUCGAGCAUCAUCAUUCGUCAUAAAAGCCAAUUAGAAAAUUUUGCGAUUAUGAAGGAAGCCAUCGAGCAGAUACUAUUCAAUGAGACAUUCGCGAUAAACGCCCAACGCCUCGCCGCGAUGCUUCAGAAUCAGCCGCUCAAGCCGAAAGAGCUCGUCGUGAAAUAUGUGGAGUUUGUCGGAAACUACGGACCACUCACAAAAUUGGACCCUUAUUCGAGACAACUCAAUUACUUCCAGCGAACGAUGCUCGAUAUUUAUUUGCUAAUAGGCUCCGCCUAUUUUGUUGUCUUCUCAGUCGUCCUUUACGUUCUAUAUAAGGCGCACAACUUUUUGCGAAUGAGAUUGCUCAAAUCAAAAUCCGAAUGA